AUGGUCGUCCUCGAGCCGCUCAAGGUCAUCAUUGACGAUCUCCCGGAAGACCACCUCGAGCUUCUUGACUGCCCCUUCUCCAAGGACCCAGCCUUCGGCACCCACAACAUCCCCUUCACGAAGACAGUCUACAUCGAGCGCUCCGACUUCCGCACCGUCGACUCACCAGACUACUUCCGUCUCGCCCCAGGCAAAACAGUCGGCCUCCUCAAAGCCCCCUACCCCAUCACGGCAACCUCCUUCGAAACAGACCCUGCCACCGGCGAGGUCACCUGUGUGCACGCCAAAUACGAGAAGCCCGCCGAAGGCGAAGCCCCACCACGAAACCGAAGUCCUUCAUCCACUGGGUCGUCGGAGGAUCCGUCUGCCCACCCGGCUGGUUUCCUCGCCGACAUCAACCCGGACUCGGAGGAGAUCUUCAAGGAUGCUAUGGUCGAGACUGGAUUCCGGGAUAUCUCCCGCUCGGCACCGUGGCCUAAGGAGGAGGGCGUUACGGAGGCUGGUGAGAAUAAGCACUCUAUUCGAUUCCAGGGUAUGCGUGUUGCGUACUUUGCUGUUGAUCGCGAGUCUACUGAUGAGAAGUUGGUUCUUAAUCGCAUUGUUACUCUUAAGGAUACCCAGGGUAAGAAUUAA
Messenger RNA from Penicillium crustosum, 633 nucleotides. RefSeq lists its product as uncharacterized. The transcript has 2 exons. The coding region runs from base 1 to 633 and encodes 210 amino acids. NCBI's taxonomy places the organism in Eukaryota, Fungi, Ascomycota, Eurotiomycetes, Eurotiales, Aspergillaceae. Gene Ontology annotation, biological process: glutaminyl-tRNA aminoacylation; translation. Gene Ontology annotation, molecular function: glutamine-tRNA ligase activity; ATP binding. Gene Ontology annotation, cellular component: cytoplasm; cytosol. The record is from RefSeq and is a predicted model, not a curated record.